Molecule: messenger RNA, 3941 nt
Organism: Ectocarpus sp. CCAP 1310/34
Lineage: Eukaryota; Phaeophyceae; Ectocarpales; Ectocarpaceae
Source: the annotation of a GenBank genome assembly
UUCACAUCGAGUCACACCCCAGCAGCAGCAUGGCGUCCGCCACGAACUACCUGAAACAAGGAUACGUCCCGUUUAGCGGGAAGCCGGAAGAUUUCCACGGCUGGAGUGGCCUGUUCUACUCCAUCAUGGAUGAGCAAGGAUUAGGCGACAUCAUGGCUGGGACGGAGACCGCCCCGGCAUCGGCGGCCAGCAGCGCGGAUUCGGAUCGUGCUGCGUUCGACAGGACGACGCUGGAAUUCAAAAGAUCACUUGCGGUCACUGCCGAGGACGAUUACGACCCGGCGCGUGCAAUCCAAGACUUGCGUCGUAUCAGUUCCGAACUCGAGUCACUUGGAGACAAGGUCGUACCAGCCCGCCAGACGCAUAUCUUGUUGAACGCGCUUCCUGACCAGCACUACGCCCAACUUAAGGCCGCGCUGGUGUGCGGACAAGCCGAUGGCUCGGAGUUGGAUCUUGACUUCGAAAAUGUCGCGCACCGAGCGACCGCGUACCAUACACUGCAGAUCAGGGGGAAGGUUUCUGCCCACGGCCGUGCCCACAACACGGUCGUGCACGGGGGUGCACGUAGUUUCCGUAAGCAAGGCGGACGUGGCGGACGCGGCGGACGCAACCGCCAAGGCAAUGGCAGCCAACCGACCGGAGACAACGGCAGCAGCGGCUCCUCCGCCGGAAAUUCCAGAGGCGAUAGCCCUGGAGGCGCGCAAGAUGUGCGCGGGCGAGGCCGCGGCAACAAGUCCAAUAAAGGCGGAAACAAAAGUCACCAAAAGGGCCGAGACCGUCAGGGACGCUGCAAGUACUGCCACAACUCUACAGAGCACGGAUGGGACGGCUGCCCCCUUCGCCUGGAGAACGUGCGAGAGGAUAACGCCCAACAGGCGAAUGCCGCCGCGCCGGAACCGUCCACGCAGGCAUGGUUCACCCGAGUCGAGGAAUCCAGCGGUGAGCCGGAGGACUUUUCCAUCUCGUUUGGAGAACCGCAGGCACUGGAGAUGCCUGCCGCGGCGCUGCCGGAGAAGCGCGCCGCCGUGGGCGUGCAGGAAGGUCUUGUCAUCUACGAUCCGCAGGCACUGGAAAUGCCUGCCGCGGCGCUGCCGGAGGAGCGCGCUGCUGCUGAGGAGGAGGUGCCGGAGGCGCCUGUUGCGGCGCUGCCAGAGGAGUGCGCUGCUGAUGAUGCGCAGGUGCUGGAUGCGCCUGCUGUGGCGCUGCCCGAUGAGCGCGCUGCUGCUGAGAAGCAGGUGGCGGAGGCGCCUGCCGCGGCGCUGCCAGAGGAGCGCGCUGCCGACGAUGAGCAAGUGCUGGAUACCCCUGCUGUGCCGCUGCCCGAGGAGCGUGCUGCUGAUGCUGCUAGUGACGUUCAGGUGCAGAACCCGCUUGCUGAUGCAACAGAUAUAGUUGCCUACACCAGUGUGUACCAGGUUAAGGACGAGUCCGCCAGGAGCACCAUUAUGUUCGUAGACACAGCAGCGUCUAGCCACAUGGUUAGCGCGGAUUCCUACGCAUCUCGCCACGUGACCGAGAAGUCGGACUGCAACGUGAGGAUCAAAGGUUCGUGUGGAACGUCGAGCGCGGCUCAGAAAGGUAUCCUGCGUUUCGGCAUCUCAAACGACCGGAACCAACUCGUCCCGGUGGAGCUACAAGUACUACUGGUUGACAACCUAGGAGCGAACAUCCUCUCGGUCGGAGCCCUGAAGGAAAGGGGGGUGAUGUGCGAUCUUCUGUCUACUCCUCCAGCACUCCGUAGCAGCGAUCAGGCCUUCCCCAUCUCCACGGAGAUUUCGCGGAUGUACAGCGUGAACAUUGUCCUCGACGACAUGAGGAUGGACGGGACCGCGAUGCUGCUCAAGACGAAGGUGAAUGCACACAUGUGGCACCGGAGGAUGGGCCACUGUAAUCCGCGCGCCCUCCAGCAGCUGGCGAGGAAGGAGCAUUCUGGGGUUAAAUUUGACCAAAACAUCGAGUCUGGCGACUGCGAGGUAUGUGCUGUCGGCAACAGCAAGAAGUCUAGUCACCCACCGGCUAACCGACCUCGCGCCGGCACUCGUCUUGCGCUCUUGCACGUAGACACCUGGUCGCACUCCGUAAAAUCUCUCGGUGGACACAAGGGUGCGGUGAUGUUCACGUGUGACAAUACCCGCAUGAGGUUUGGUUUUCCCAUCAAGAGCAAAGAUGCAGCUGCUGAGGCGCUGGAAACUGUUGUCAAGGAGGAAGCCGACCCGGAAGGACUGUGUAUCACCACGCUACACUGCGACGGAGGGGGCGAGUUCAAGGGAAGGUUCGCGGCGCUGGCAGCAUCACUUGGAAUCAAAAUCGAGACCAACGCCCCGUACAUGCCUCAAGGCAACGCCGUCGCCGAGCGUGGCUUUGGCACGGUCGCAGCCAUAACGCGGCGCCUUCUUCUUGGGGCACCUCAUCUACCGGAGAGUCUGUGGGCCGAAGCGUUCCAAUACGCGAUCUAUAUACUGAAUCGCACGCCUACGGACGUCUUGGGCGGCAAGGCACCACUUGAGGUAUGGGAGAACAAACCGCUUGGCAGCUUGCACCACAUCCGCGAAUUCGGUUCGGUAUGCUUUAAGCACGUGGAAGCGGGGGACAGGCCCAACAAACUGGCUGCCAGGGCUGAGAAGAUGUUUCUGGUCGGUGUCAACCCUAAAAGCCGGUCGUGGAGGCUAUGGUCCCCUCGUGACAAGUUUAAGAUCACCAACUCCGCCGAAGUUUCUAUUCGCGAGAAAGCCCCGCGCGACGUGGUUCCCCCCAAGGCAGGGCAUGAUCCGCUGCCAGAGACUCCAAUGAUUUACCAUCCCGGUCCGGAAGAGUCUGAUGACGACGUCGACAGUGUGGUGGAGCCACAAGACGAGCAGAAGGAUAACGAGCCGGAGCCCACGCCUCAGGCGCAAGAGCCGGGCCCCCGUCGCAGCACCAGGAACCCCAAGCCGACUGAACGUCUGAACCUGUUUACCUUUGCCACGGAGGAGGAGGCCUUCGAGCAAGUGGAACGCUCCCUGCUCACCGGAAGCUCGCUUGGCAACAACGGGACUGGCAACCCUGGCGAAGUGGGCUACAGGGCUCCCGACCCUUCGAGCUACGACGAAGCGAUCCGUGGGCAGGAUGCUCUAGACUGGCAAGAGUCCAUGCGGAACGAAAACCAGUCGCUUGUCGACCUUGAUGUGUACGACUGGGUCGAGCCGCCGACGAGUGCCCAGGACCAGCCGAUCCCGUCAAGGUACCUUUAUAAGCGGAAGUACAAGAAUGGCGAGCUUGCUCGACUGAAGAGCCGCGUUGUGGUCCAAGGCUUUCACCAAGCAGACACGGGCGAGGAUAAAGCGGCGCCUGUGGCGUCCAUGGAAUCCGUCCACCUGCUGAUUGCUAUCGCAGCCAAGAAUGGUUUUGGCCUGAAGCAAGCCGAUAUCAAGACGGCAUUCCUCCACGCGCGGGUUCCUGCAAAUGCGAAACCGAUCUACGUCAUCCCUCCGAAAGGGUUCGAGUGCUCUCCGGAACAACAGGGAAAAGUGUGGCGACUCAAGGCGUGGCUCUACGGGCUGCGCCUCUCUCCGAAGGGCUGGAACGGCACCUUCCACGACUUCCUGCUGGAGAUCGGGUUCGUUCAGAGUACGGCGGACCCCUGUCUCUACAUCCUUAACGCGGGAGGGGUCCUCCUUCUCGUGUACGUCGACGACAUUCUUUUGUCGGGAAGCGACGAAGCGCAGGUGAUGCGGGUCGUCGAGCAGCUGAAGGAGCGGUUCGACACAGUGUUCCUGGGAGAUGCACAGUUCCUGCUCGGUAUGGCACUUGAGAGGAACGUCGACGCCGGAACGAUCUUCCUGUCGCAGGAGAUGUACGCGAAGGCCGUACUUGACAAGACCAAAUGUCUUAAAAGGGUUGGACGGUACAUGGAAUUCGCUGCCCAGAAAACUCUGGCAGUUAGUGAUGAGUAUUCAAUUUGA